AUGUCUGGGCCGCAAAGUGGAGAAACUCAUCGCCCUUCCCCCAAUAAUAACAAUAAUAAUAAUAAGGAUAAGGAACCUCCCUCCAGUGUAAGUGUAGCCACCCUUGGGUGGUGUUCUGCAAGUGGUGGGGCCAGUGCACUGCUCCUGCAACACUUAUCUGCCACCCUUCCUCACACAAUUUUCAUUGCUAAUCUUGCCUUUGCUAUUGCCAACCCACCAAGCCCCAGCAAGUACAUCAAAGCACAGUGGGUUAGUAGCGUGUGCAAAGUUCUACGAUUGUCACGUGUACAGGAAAUUACGUUAAGUUUAACCUUACUUCAAGCAACAAGUGUAGAAGUUCGUAAUCAAGCGAUAGCUCUUCUUAAAGCCAAACUACCAGAUCUUGUUCGUGCAUACGUUGAUACAGAAUCAGGGGACCGAGAGCUCUUGGAACUUCCAACUGAAGCUCUUCACCAGCUACUUGCACAGAUCGUCCAGUUGUGGAGAGAUCCACCUGCUGCUCUCUUGCCUCAGGAAUCCAGGCAAGCGUUCAUCUGUGCUUUACAGCGAGAAUUCCCUCGCUCUCGUGUUCCUGUUGUUCUUGCUCCCCUCCUCUACCCUGAUUCAGACGUCCUGAUGGAGAAGAUCACACAAGAGCCCCCAGCCAAUAUGGCUAAGAACCUGCUUGAUGGUUACAGCUGA
This is a messenger RNA of Macrobrachium nipponense, 681 nucleotides long. RefSeq names its product CCR4-NOT transcription complex subunit 1-like. NCBI's taxonomy places the organism in Eukaryota, Metazoa, Arthropoda, Malacostraca, Decapoda, Palaemonidae. The record is from RefSeq and is a predicted model, not a curated record. Bases 1 to 681 code for a protein of 226 amino acids. The transcript has 5 exons.